Messenger RNA from Chelmon rostratus (copperband butterflyfish), 5558 nucleotides. RefSeq names its product cingulin-like 1 (gene cgnl1). The record is from RefSeq and is a predicted model, not a curated record. NCBI's taxonomy places the organism in Eukaryota, Metazoa, Chordata, Actinopteri, Chaetodontiformes, Chaetodontidae. The transcript is spliced from 19 exons. Bases 195 to 4169 code for a protein of 1324 amino acids. Gene Ontology annotation, cellular component: myosin complex.
CUCCUAGAAAACAACGCCGGACUCAAUAAGUUAGCAACCUGCGGGGUGGUGCACUUCGCUCCACCGUUUGUCUUUUAAAAAUAUCCGUUUUAACUCACUUUUACAACCUGCGAUAACUGAACAAGAGCGACAAGUGACGCUGAGGUGGACCACCUGAUCCAGGGAGAGGGAUUUAUUUUCCUUCUGCAUUCCUGAUGGAGUCCUACAGAGUGACUGGCAUUCCUAACAGUGGACCACAGCGGGGCCACACUCAGCCAUCCCGCCCCUCCAGGCCCCACGGUAAUGGAGCUGGUACAUAUGGUCUCAGCAUCCGCGUCCAAGGUAUAGAUGGACACCCCUACGUAGUUCUCAACAACCAGGACAGGGGUCCUCAAUCCUGUAUCGACCCUAACAGUAAUGGUUACAUUGACACAGAGGGCUCUUUUAUUGAGAACUACGAGGAGUAUGAUUUCAGGGGAGGAAAGGAGGCUGGCUCUAACAGCCCCUUCAUGGAGUACAGGUCUCAGAAGAUGAUGCAUUACACUGGUCCUCAAAAUGGCAUUGCUGAUUCACAAGGAAAGAAGCCAUCCUCCCUUCUGAACUUUCAGAAGCAUCCUGAGAUACUGCAGCCAUAUGAUCCAGACACCAACUCCUUGAACCUUGAUGGUUUCCACAGCCUGCCUUCAAGGUCUGUGCCUCUUGCUGAGACUGAGAACCAGCAGCAACAGAGUUCCUCCUCCAGAUCUGCUGUCCCUGCACCGUCCCACACCAAGUCAUCAAGCCUGGACCAGAAUAAAGCUCCUGUGCAGCGAGAGAAAAGGCAACUUCCAUCCCAGAGCCUGAGUGAGACAGCCCUUCCUCAGCCAAAAUCCCAGCCCCAGUCUUCGCCUCCAGCCCAGAUCGCCCAGCCUCAGACCAGGACACAAUCGCAAGUGGCUCAGCCGCAGUCCAAACCACGUCUCACCAACCCGAAUCCGCCUCAGUCCAAGCCAGGCUCUAAAGCUCAGCAGCAACCAGUGCCUCCAGCCCAGUCUCAGCCCCUCACUGUGUCCAGUCCCAUGAGUGAGCAGAGCAAGACAUCAUGUAGAUCCCCCAGCUCUAUGAGCAGUGCCAACUCCAGCUUGGAGCGCACCCGCCGGGAGCCUGAUGUCCUUCCUCUACGCAGGACUGACUCCAGUGGGCCGGUUCUUCAGUCCUCUUCCCGCUCACGCCACUCCUCCUCAUCUUCCACCUCUAAGACUCUGGUGGAUGAACAGAUGGACGCGCUUUAUGCAGACACCAUUAACCGGCACGAGAACCGCCGCUACAUCCCUUUCCUUCCCGGUUCAGGCAGAGACAUUGACACAGGCUCCAUUCCUGGUGUCGAUGAGCUAAUUGAGAAGUUUGAUGGCAAAGAUGGCAGCCACCAGCGCAGGGGGAGGGCGGGGCGCAGAAACAGGAUCAACCCAGAGGACAGAAAGCGCUCGCGCAGCGUGGAUAGUGCCCUCGGCCUGCGAGAUGGCUCUAGCCACAUGAACGAGUUCAGCCACCAGCGAGGCACAUCAGUGGAGCAUGUCCUGCGGCCCUCACAGCUACGGCUGCAGAAAACAGGCGGCAGUCAGGACUCCUGGCUCUGGGUUGUAGAUGGUAAUGUUGAAUCCAGAACUUCCUCUCGUGCCACUAGCGCUCCUGGCUCCCCCCAGAGCACCAUCUCCAAAGGUGUGGGCUACAUACAGGGUUACAAGAAGCCACAGACUCGUUCCUCUUCAAUACCAUUCAAGAGUAAUGCAAGUGAAGAUGGCGCCUCUUCAGCUGCAAAGGUUUUGACGGCUUCGCUGUCAACAUCACUAUCCAAGCCUUCUUCCAGCGCAGACAAAAAGCCCAGUGCGGAAGCAGAUGUUCAGGCGACACCUGAUCUUCUGAAAGGUCAACAGGAGCUUUCACAACAAACAAAUGAAGAGACAGCUAAACAAAUUUUGUUCAGUUACCUUAAGGAUGGAAGCAACGACAGUGAUGAAACAACAAAGAGAAAGGUCAACCUGGUCUUUGAGAAGAUACAGACAUUGAAGUCCCGGGCCACAGCAAGUUCACAAGGCGACAACAAAUCCCUGGAUUUUGCAGCACAGGCCAAAUCUCUGCAGGAGCAAAAUGCUGAACUGGAGAAAGAAAUGGCCGAACUGAAGAGACAACUUGAGAAAAAUCAGACAGACAAGAGGACAGUAGCAGGUUUGAAGGAGCUGCAGCAGGAGCUGGAGCGGAGUGCAGAGGAGUGCAAGCGCCUGAAGGAAAAACUAUCCAAAACAGAGACUGAGCUCCAGAACACAGUCGAAGAGCUCUUCCAGGUGAAGAUGGAGAGGGAGCAAUACCAGACGGAGAUCAGAGACCUGCAGGACCAGCUGUCAGAGAUGCAUGAUGAGCUCGACUCGGCCAAGAAGUCAGCCGCUGAUGGAGAGAAAGACAUCAUUAUGGCGGACAUGAUGCAACUGAAGCUGGAGAUGCAGGAAGUUCUCCUGGCCAAGGAGGAGCAGGAGGAGUUGCUGAGGAGGCGAGAGAGGGAGCUGACAGCACUGAAAGGAGCCCUGAAGGAGGAAGUGGCCGCUCAUGAUCAGGAGGUGGACAAGAUGAGGGAGCAGUAUGAGAAGGAAAUAAGCAGGCUGCAGACAUCUUUGGAGGAGGCCAAGCAGAGCAGUGCAGCAGUGGUCCGUGAGAAGGCUGAAGUGGAGGCAGCCAAGGGUGCAGUGGAGGGCCAAGCAGGACGGCUGACCCAAGAGGCCGAGCGGCUGCGCAGGCGGGCGCAGGAGCUGGAAAAUGAGGUGGCUAAACUCAACCGCAUCAUCGAUGAAGCCAAGCUCCAGGAGAGCAGGCUGGGGGACAGAGUUGGCCGACUGGAGAGAGAGAAAAAACAGCUGGAAGAAUCUUUGGCUGAAAUUAAGGAGCAAGAGGAGGAGAUGUCACGUGCCAAUCGAGCAUUGACCAUUCGGUUGGAGGAUGUGCAGAGGAACUUGACCAAACUGAGCAGUGAACACAAGGAGUUGGAGGAGAGGUUACAAGAGGAGAGGACUCAGAAGGAGCAGUUCAAGAGCAUGAAGAACGACAUCGAGGAUGAGAGGAGGUUGCUGGACCGCACAGUGGAGAAACUCCAGAGGGAGAUGAAUGAUAUUGUGGAUGUGUCCCAGUCGUCCACCCGGGAGCUGCAGGAGCAGAUUGACAUUUAUAAAGAGAAGAACCGUCGGGAGCUGACAGAGCUGCAGAGGCUCCUAAAGGAGCGAGGACAGGAGCUGGAGAAGCACCUACAGGCCACCAAAACCCUGCAGGAAGAGUUGUCACACAAAGAGGAGGACCUACGGCGGUGCCAGAGGGAGCGAGACGAAGCUGUGCUCAGGGAGAAGACGCUGGAGAAAAGGGUCUAUGAUCUGGAGGUGGAGGCUGAGACAAAGGCCCACACUAAAGAAGACAAAGCUCGACAAAUCAAACUCAUGGAGGAUAGGAUUGCUCAGCUGGAGUUGGACCUGGAUGAGGAGCGUCAGAGUGGAGACCAGCUGAUGGACAGAAUAGACAGAGGAAGAGAGCAGGUGGAGCAGAUGAGGAAUGAACUCCUGCAGGAGAGGGCUAGCAGACAGGACCUGGAGUGUGACAAGAUGGCUCUGGAGAGACAGAACAAAGACCUGAAGAGCCGAGUGUCUCAUCUAGAGGGCUCCCAGAAGUCCAGCAAAGAGGGCCUGGUAGCCCAGCUGGAGGACCGCAUACAGGAGCUGGAGGAGAGGCUGGAGGGGGAGGAAAGGGAGCGUGCCAACCUGCAGCUGGUAAACCGCCGUCUUGAGAGGAAAGUAAAAGAGAUGAUGAUGCAAAGUGAAGAAGAGCAUCACUCAAUGCAGGAUCAAAAGGACCAAUUGAAUCUGCGCCUGAAAGCGUUGAAGCGGCAGAUGGAUGAGGCCGAGGAGGAGAUCGACCGACUGGAGCACAGCAAGAAGAAGCUGCAGAGAGACCUGGAUGAGCAGCAGGAGGCCAACGAGCAGCUCCAGAGCCAGCUCAAAACCCUGAGGAGUGAGAUCAGGCGUAAGAACACCUCUGCCCCGCUGCUCAACAGUCUGCAGGACGAAGAUGACGACGAUGACGACAUCAGCACAGAUGGGGAGACGUACUUCAGCUCAUCAUCGGGCUACAAGCGCUCAUCAAGUCAGGACGACAUCCUGUCCACCUUCACUUUGUAAACCAACCUUGAGGUCGAGGACAAAGCUGCUGCGUACUCAUCACUGUUGGACCAAACGGCUGCUGAUCCGUGCUUUUGAACAAAACUGGAGCUUUGUGUAUACUCUGAGACUUUCAAGCAAAUAUGUGGAACAUCUGAAGUAUUUUUUGUGAAAAUCCACACAUAAUUCACACGUAGUUCUCCGGGAUUUUAAUUCUGGGUACAAUCUCAAUGUCCAUAAAGUCACUCAGUAUUAUUUGAGCAGCUCUGACAUUAGUGGAUGAAAUCAUUAAAGUGUUGAUGUUUUAGUCUGUCCUGCAGAAAUUACAUGUAUAUACUGUUUAAUCCGCUCAUUUUACAUUCCCACAUUUAGUCUUAUGUAAAUCUGUCAGUUCUAUUCUGAGUGGAUUUUCCUUUAUUAACAAAUGGAUUACACGUGCCUGCUAGUGAUUUUAAUAGCACUGUAAACUUGAAAACACACUCGUUAAUGCACUGUAAAACAAUGCAACCAGUACUGCCUUUGUGAACUAUAUAAAGUUUUUAACCCUGCCUUUUUUAUGGCUAAUUAACAUGUUAAAUUUACAUACAGUAUCUUAAUUUUUGUAUCAUUCAGUGAAAUAAAAUAUAUUUACCUUUUUUUUCCUUUUUUUUUAAGAAUGAAGAUCAGAUCUGAAUAUAUGAAGUGAGGAGUGUCAGGAUGUUUUUAUUUUAUUUAUUCAUGGUUGAAUAUCCAAAAUCCUGACUCAGUGAUGGCUUUAGGGAACAGUAAAUGAGGGACUUCGUACACAUCCAUUUUUAUACAGUUAUAUGGUUUAAUGAAAACGCUACCAGCCAUUUGUUGUCAUUUUAUCACACUGGUUACUCCAAAUAUUAGUGACGGUAUUGCUUAUAUAUCUACUGGAAAAGGCUGCCUUAUACAAUCAUGUGGACAUAUCUAAAUUAACUUUCUUUAGUCUUUUCUGUGAUGAUUGAUCUUGAAUAUACAUCUCUAAUCUACGACAGCACUGAACAAAGCCAAACCGUUUCAUCUCUCAAGAUGAUUAUUAUACUGAAAACACUUUAACUUCUGUCUCUGGUGAUUUCUCUCUGAAUGGUGUUGAUACUGAACAUUUUCUUUAACCUCAUACGUGUGUAUUUGCAUUGUGCCAGCUUGUACCUGAGGCCUGUCAAAGGACCUUUAAGGGCCUUUAAUUUUCCAUGAACAGAAUGAGGGAAUUUCUUCACGUGAGAUAAACUGACCAUGUUUUUGCUACACUGUGAUGGCCUGCACUCUCUGUUGGCUCUGCGCUGAAUAAGUCUGAUGCCUGUGGAGGGAGAGUGGAUUGAGACAGAAUCCUGCCACUACCUCUCUGUACACAUUUUUCUGUUCAUAAAUCCUGCUGAGACUAAAAUAAAGUUACUUCCAGUUACU